UGGGUAAUGAUUUGUCAUCGCAAGGGCUGGGGUGUCUCUCUCUGUGGAGGAAACCUUGGCCGUGAUUGACAGCAGGGCUGUUUUUUGCCGCUUCCCUCCCUGUUGACAAGUAAGAAUGAAGCUUUGUCAGUCCAUCAUGGACAUGGAUAUGCCAGAUUAUGUCGACUCCUUGGACUCCUCUUAUACCAUGCUGGAAUUCGACAACCUUCGGGUUCUCCCAAAUAACCCUGAGGCCAUCACAGCCGAAUCAGCAAACACCAACCUGCUCACCAACGGCAUCAGCUCCCUCUGCUCCAUCUGCGGGGACCGGGCGACCGGCAAACACUAUGGGGCAUCCAGCUGCGACGGCUGCAAGGGCUUCUUCAGGAGGAGUGUCCGCAAGAACCAUGUCUAUUCCUGCAGGUUCAGCAGACAGUGUGUGAUAGACAAAGACAAGAGGAACCAGUGCAGGUAUUGCAGGCUGAAGAAGUGCUUCAGAGCUGGCAUGAAGAAAGAAGCCGUGCAGAAUGAGCGCGACAGGAUCAGCAUCCGCAGGAGCAGCUACGAGGACAACGGCUCUCUCUCCAUCAACGUGCUCACUCAGGCUGAGGCCAUGGCGCAGCAGUAUUCAUCGCUGAGUCCGGUGCACAGCGCGGACAUCGCAAUGAAGAAGGUUGCAACCAUCAACGAUGUGUGCGAAUCCAUGAAACAGCAGCUUCUGGUGCUGGUUGAAUGGGCAAAAUACAUUCCGGCGUUUUGUGAGCUCCCGCUUGACGACCAGGUUGCCUUGCUCAGAGCCCACGCGGGGGAACACCUGCUCCUCGGGGUAGCCAAGCGGUCCAUACCGUACACCGAUUUUCUUUUAUUAGGGAAUGACUUCAUCAUCCCAAUGCACUGCCCGGAACUGGAAAUCGCUCGUGUGGCCACCAGAAUCUUGGAUGAGUUGGUGAAGCCCUUGCGGGACAUCCAGAUCGAUGACAAUGAGUACGCUUGCCUUAAAGCCAUCAUCUUCUUUGACCCAGACUGCAAAGGCCUGAGCGAGCCUGGGAAGGUGAAGAACAUGCGCUUCCAGGUCCAGGUCAACCUGGAGGACUACAUCAACGAUCGCCAGUACGACUCGCGAGGCCGAUUCAGCGACAUCCUCCUCCUGCUGCCCCCGCUGCAGAGCAUCACCUGGCAGAUGAUAGAGCAAGUCCAGUUCGUGAAGCUCUUCGGUGUGGCCAGGAUCGACAGCUUGCUGCAGGAGAUGCUGCUGGGAGGAACCACCGUUGAUCUCCAGUACCAGUCGGGACCUCCCAACCUCAACCUGGAACAGCUGCCGGGACCCGUCCUCCCAAGCAACAUGGGCUCUGUGAUUCACGCCGCUCCAAACCCAUCUCCUGAAACAUCCCUUCCAUCUCCUUCUACAAGCACAGGCAGUGAAGACUAUAAACUAGGCUCUAGCGCAGGACCCAACGCCGUAGCGCAGCUCUUGCCUCAGACAGUGAUACCCAAGCAGGAGAUUUUAUAGGGAGAGGUGGAAGGAGAAGCUGGGAGCAAUGUGGAAACCGUGCUGAAAGUGAAAUGGGCCCUUUCUCUUUGCAGAGGCAAAGCACGGCAACCCCCCGCCCGUAGCCGGAUCUGUCGGUCACACUUUUUCUCAGCCGUGAGUCGAGCACCAGGUACCGGAGUGCAGCAGGAGCCUCGCCACGGGUCUUCCACUUCACAAGCGAUGGGGGUUAAUGCUCUUCUCAGUAGGACCAAGACUGUAAGCUCUUUGGAGCAGGCCUUCCGAUUGCAUUCGUUACCACCUAGCCCGGUGUGAUCACGACCCUUUUAAAGCCUUCGGCCGCUAUCUUCAUGAAACCCCAUGCCUUACGCCGCUCCUGGUAACCGUUAAUGGGUACAGCGUGUCUUGAAUUGGCAGUAUGAAAAGGUCUAUUCCCAUUAAAAAUUUAAUUACACUCCCAUUUCUCCCGCUGCAUGUUAAGCGUUAGGAAGAGUAUCUUAAUAACCCUUAGCAGCCCAGUGCUUUCUCAUCCCACAAAGACGUGUCUCGUUCCACAUCGACCAGCUAACAUUUAAUGCCGGUCAGUGAUUAUUUGUGAUCAGGAAUGCCAGCGUUCGGUUAUUUUCCAUAAUUUCCAGUAUAUCUAGAGUCCAGUUGUGAGUCGUUUGGUGCGUCCUCUACUUUGUGUGCACAUCUAACGCAGCUCCAAGACGGCAGCAAGGAUCUCUGCAUCAGACCAUUAAACCCACAGCUGGCAGGAAGCUCGAGAAGCUGUUGACUUCCCAAAGCACGGCUUUGUAUCUUCUGCAAACCGUUAUUGCAAACAUAUUUGGAAGAAGCAACAGUCAUAACUAAAACGCCAAAAAAGACCCCUUUUCCCAGCACACAGAUAUGAUGUUGCUGUAGUUUUAGAUAUCUUUGCAACGUCCAUGACUUAGUUGUCAAAGUUCUAAAUUAACAGAAAAAAGGGAGAAGCAGGUCUCCUGUGAGGCAUGGAUUUUAAAGAAUAUUUGUAUUUAAAAACACGAGGUGCUUCUGCACUUCAUUGUAAAACUUGAUGAGCAGUAGGUGACCAACUACUAACCACGUUCCAACUAUUUAAAAUGACCCCACCGGAUGACUAUACAACCUCAAACUUCCCUAAAGCGCGGUCGCUGUGGUACGGUGUUUAUUUGGCAUAAAUCGAGCCUCAGUAGAAAGCAGACUGAUGGACUUCUACGAAACUCACGCUCAUCUGCCCAGAAGUCCAAUGACUUCCGUCAGACACCUCUGGAAGGGUUCUGGGCGGCCGUGCUGAACAGCAGGACACCACGGAGGGUUCUUUGUUCUGCCACAUCGCGCACAUCUCUCAACCCACGCGCGUCCCCAGUUGGUGGCAGAAAUGAGGUGACGGUGCCCAGCUGUGACUUUGUGAGGCUUAUUUCACUACUUUGAGGUCCUCGGAUGGAGGACACGAUGGAAAUGCAAUCUUAUGGACUGAAGGAGAAGCUGGGAAGAGCAUCUGACCCUUCAUCGCAAGGGGAACACGCUGUACUCAGGCCACCUUUCGUUCAUCGGGGAGACACUUGAGAGUCGCCAUCCUACAGCACAAGAGCCGUCUGACAGCCGCCGAAGGCUGGGCUGAAUUUCACCUAGGAUCACAGAGUUUUAUUUUUCGACUGUCUAUGAUGAAUUUGAUCCGACAUUCUACGCUGAUAACUUUGAUUUGAAACAGCUCUAUCUGGAAACAGCUGUGGCAGGAAAUCGUUCCUGCUGCCUGACAGAUGCAACUGCACUUACCUAACAUUGCUUCCAGUUCCUCCAUCGUGCAGAUUACAUUACUUUUCUAGAAAUUAAAUGCACAUUUAUACUCAUUAAUGGUACGAAAAUAAAUCUAUGGGGGAAAUAAAUCUCAUAUUCUCAUAUUUCA
Chroicocephalus ridibundus (black-headed gull) is the source of this 3377-nucleotide messenger RNA. Its product is annotated as hepatocyte nuclear factor 4-beta-like. NCBI's taxonomy places the organism in Eukaryota, Metazoa, Chordata, Aves, Charadriiformes, Laridae. Gene Ontology annotation, molecular function: nuclear receptor activity; RNA polymerase II cis-regulatory region sequence-specific DNA binding; nuclear steroid receptor activity. Gene Ontology annotation, cellular component: nucleus. The transcript is spliced from 10 exons. Gene Ontology annotation, biological process: positive regulation of transcription by RNA polymerase II; cell differentiation; anatomical structure development. The record is from RefSeq and is a predicted model, not a curated record. The coding region runs from base 116 to 1489 and encodes 457 amino acids.